AUGGCGUCGACGACUAAGCCUGCUAUCCCGCCGAUGGCGCUGGAUACUAUCACCCAGCACAUUGGAAACACUCCUCUCGUGCGACUGAAUCGCCUGCCUCGCAGCCUGGGUAUCGAUGCCACCGUCUAUGCGAAGCUGGAAUACUUCAAUGCCGGCGGUAGUGUCAAGGAUCGCAUUGCCUUGCGCAUGAUCGAAGAGGCUGAGCGAUCCGGUCGCAUCAAGCCCGGCGACACCCUGAUUGAGCCAACCAGCGGUAACACUGGUAUUGGUCUCGCGCUAGUCGGCGCCGUCAAGGGCUACAAGACCAUCAUCACUCUCCCCGAGAAAAUGUCUGCAGAGAAGGUGUCCGUUCUGCGCGCCUUAAACGCAACCAUCAUUCGAACCCCCAACGAAGCGGCCUACGAUUCCCCCGAGUCUCACAUCGGUGUGGCCAAGCGCCUUCAGAAGGAGCUCCCCAACGCGCAUAUUCUGGACCAGUACGGCAACGAAAACAACCCCAAUGCUCACGAGUUUGGCACCGCGGAGGAGAUCUGGACCCAGACAAAGGGUGAAAUCAAGGCUAUCGUCGCCGGUGCCGGAACCGGUGGCACCAUCACAGGUAUCGCCCGCGGUCUCAAGAAGCACAACCCCAAUGUCGAUGUGAUCGCCGCCGAUCCCCAUGGAUCCAUCUUGGCCUUGCCCGCUUCGCUGAACGAGGCUCAUGUCAAUGAGCCCUACAAGGUCGAGGGUAUCGGUUAUGAUUUCAUUCCCGAGGUCCUGGACCAGAAGGCCGUGGACCGCUGGUACAAGACCGGUGAUAAGGAGUCUUUCCAGUACUCCCGCCGCCUCAUUGCCGAGGAGGGUCUCCUUGUGGGCGGCAGCAGUGGCAGUGCUAUUGCUGCUCUGGUCAAGGCCAACGAGGAGCGCAAGUUCUCCAAGGACGAUGUGGUCGUCGUCGUUCUGCCGGACAGCAUACGCAGCUACCUCACCAAGUUUGCCGAUGAUGAUUGGCUCGCUGCCAACGAUCUCCUGGUCUCGCCCCUCGCCGAGUCCGAGCAGGCUCAGCAGCCUGCUUCCAAAGACCCCUUGGCUGGCGCGAAGGUUAGCGCUCUGCGUCUGAAGCCCAUCACCACAGUUACCGCCAACUUCGCCUGCGAGGGAGCCAUCGAGAUUAUGCGUGAGAAGGGCUUCGAUCAACUCCCCGUUCUCGCUCCCUCCGGCCGCAAGCUCGUCGGUCUGGUCACCCUGGGUAAUGUUCUCAGCCGAAUGACGCAUGGUCGUGCCACGGGCAAGAGCCCCGUUUCCGAUGUCAUGUUCGACUUCUCCAAGAUUCCCGAGGUCGUGACCGACCCCCGUGACCUUGGAGCCACCCCCGCUCAGGCGCCUCGCCAGAAGCGCCGCCAGUUUAUGGAAAUCACCAUGGAGACCCCGUUGAACGUGCUGAACCGCUUUUUCGAGUGGAACAGUGCUGCUGUUGUCACCGAGAAAGACGAGAGUGGUUCUAUGAAGCCCCUGGCUAUUGUGACUAAGGUGGAUCUGCUCACCUGGAUGCUGCACCACGGGAAGACCAACGGUGCCUAA
Messenger RNA from Penicillium argentinense, 1560 nucleotides. RefSeq names its product cystathionine beta-synthase CYS4. The record is from RefSeq and is a predicted model, not a curated record. The coding region runs from base 1 to 1560 and encodes 519 amino acids. Gene Ontology annotation, molecular function: cystathionine beta-synthase activity; cysteine synthase activity. NCBI's taxonomy places the organism in Eukaryota, Fungi, Ascomycota, Eurotiomycetes, Eurotiales, Aspergillaceae. The transcript has 3 exons. Gene Ontology annotation, cellular component: cytoplasm.